This is a messenger RNA of Orbicella faveolata, 1290 nucleotides long. RefSeq names its product tachykinin-like peptides receptor 99D. The record is from RefSeq and is a predicted model, not a curated record. NCBI's taxonomy places the organism in Eukaryota, Metazoa, Cnidaria, Anthozoa, Scleractinia, Merulinidae.
UUAACAGGAAUAUUCCUUGUUGUCACACCAGAUUACGUAAUCGACAGAAAAACCUUCCCUUACCCCCACGGGCUGGCAGGAGAGAUUUACUGUCGUUUAAUUGGCUCAACCUACAUCCUUUUCAUUUUUGGCAAAGCUUCAACUUCCACGAUCAUGUGCCUGGCUAUAGAUCGUUGGUACUCGAUUGUAAAGCCGAUACGCUACAAAACAGCCUUCAGCAAACGACGUUUGUAUCUUUACAUUACUUUGAUCUGGGCCUCUGCCGCCAUAACUCAGAUCAAUGAACUCUUUAUCACUGCAGUAGAAGAUGGCCUUUGCACAUUCGUCACGCCAUUUUAUGGAGAAAAGGCUGAACGGAUCCUUAUUCUAAUUCACGUGAUCGUCACGUUCUACAUACCAAGUAUCGUUACCUGGGUGACCUUUGGACAAAUCUGGACGCACAUGCGCCAGCCUAACAUUCGUCGUCAUCUGAACAACAACAAAGCCACCAAACGCCUAUUGCGCAUGUGCGCCUUGGCAGCCUUCUUCUUAACAUUAUCUUGGUUUCCAGCGGAAACUUUUUUCAUCCUGUAUAAGUUUGACAUUUUGAAGCUUCCUUUUGAAUUCUACUUAUUUACAAGUAUUUUGGCAAUGUCUAACUCCUGCUUCAAUCCGUGGAUUUAUUGCCUCAGUAACAGGGAAUACAGAAGAGAAUUUGUCCGACUUCUCUGCUGCGUGAAAUUUAACAUGACAAACUCCAGAAUCGGUAGUUUGUGCUUUGGUUUGGUGCCAAACAGGAAAUUAAGAUAUUCAUUUUCAGGUGAUCCUGACCAAAGACGCUCAACUGGCAAUCUGGUUGAUGGUCCAUAUGUUCUUAGAGUACGUCGGGCGCCAGAGGACUCAAGUUUAAGCUUGUCGGCCGAGACUUAUUUGAGCAACACCGCUUGCUCUGAAGCCAGUCAAACAGAAGAGGUGCUAAGUGAUCGAGUGGUCUCAAGGCGGGCUGAAGCGAGCAUAUAACAAUGUUCAUUCGUGUUCUUUCAUGGAGAGAUUCCUCUCGGCAGCUAUUAUUCUGAAAGUAGCACUCAGAUAGCCCCAUAAUGGCAAGAGAAUUAACCACAGAUCGAAGAAAUCAUAGACUGACAAUACCAGAGAAAUUUAAACGUGGCUGCAACAGUUUCCAGCACUUUCCAAGACUUGGAUUUCGAUUAAUGAUUAUAGCCACCCUUUAUCACGUUGCAAUCAUCGCAUUAUCAAAUUUUUAUAAGCAGGAUAAGAGGCAACUUCUUUCAAAAUUCUGUGCAUGGUGUU